Molecule: messenger RNA, 520 nt
Organism: Baudoinia panamericana UAMH 10762
Lineage: Eukaryota; Fungi; Ascomycota; Dothideomycetes; Mycosphaerellales; Teratosphaeriaceae
Exons: 1
Coding region: 166-456 (96 amino acids)
Source: RefSeq, a predicted model, not a curated record
GUCGUGGGGUGUACUCAUGUGUCAUCGCUGGCCCUCGUCAGCUGUGCCGCAUGAUAACGCCUUCACGAGCGUUUGUAAAGGUGAUCAUGAAGCUGGAUACCAAUACAGGUCGAAGCAUGGAUUUGGUAGCUGAACAACUUGUUUGCCAUUCUCCUGUCGGUGUUCAUGUUCCACCCUCGCUGUCCCCACCAGCCGCAGUGUGUCCGCCAACAUAGGUGUUCGGUGGCCACGGUGGGAGCAAGAACUCGGCUUUACCACAUUCUCGUACCAGGAGGCACAUGCAAGGCUUCAUGUUUCCCGCCUGUAGUAGGUCCAGCCACAACACACAGCCACCGGUCGCAUCCACUGUCCUUCUCUUCGGUCCCUUCCAUCCUUUACGUUCGCUGCACCCCACGGUCGCUUCCUACCCCUUACGACAUAGCUCGCCGCUACCGGUACAAGACUACUUGCUACUAGCCGCUCGCCCCUACCACACGCUCUUGCACCCCGCUUCCACUCCACUUACACUACUCGUACAAUA